AUGGCUACAUAUUUCCAAUACUUCGUCAUCCUACUCGUCGGAGCUCAGUUAGCCACGAGCCAGCUUAUAACAGCUGCAGCGACACAAUCAACAGGAUGGAAUUCCAGUUUCGAGCUCAGCUCCGAUCAGAUCAAGUCAGCCGAGCUGACCAGCGACAUGGCCGACAUCAUCAACACCAUCAUCAACUUUGACCGAUCCCAGCUCGCAAAUGGCGGUGCACACGAGGACGAUUUCUACAACGUCCAGGGCGUCCCUAAGAACCAAUGGCCCACGGCGCCCGGGAAGACAAUCAAGCUCCAAGAGUUCACCGAUCCAUCGCCCUUCUCAAUUCCUCCAAAGACUGCCAUGUCUCGCAUUGUCUACAGCACGACUGAUCUCAACGACACUUUGAUCCCUGCUUCCGCGUAUAUCCUCUGGCCUUACCAUGCCCGAGCACUUCGGGGCAGAAACCACACCUCUGGAUCAUCCGCGCCUGUUGUGCUCUGGACACAUGGGACCUCAGGCUGGUAUGCCAACGGAGCCCCCUCUACCCACCGUGGCCUCUUUUACGCGGACAUAGUGCCGUUCGCGCUGGCUGAGGCCGGCUAUGCAGUCAUUGCUCCAGACUAUGCCGGUCUUGGCGUGGAUACCUCCUGGGAUGAGACUCGAAUCCCGCACCAGUACUUUGUCCGCGAGGCCGGGGCUCACGACGCUCUCAAUGCUCUAAGAGCCGUUCGUGAAUCUUUCCCGAAGCGUCUCUCCACCGAUUACGUGGUCAUGGGUCACAGCCAAGGCGGUGCUGUUGCAUGGGGCCUGACAGAAAUUCUGGGUCGGAAUGACUCGAAAUUCAAGGACAUUGCGAAGGGGUACCUCGGUGCUGUAUUUGCUGCGCCCCCAGCCAACGCACUGGGGCCGGCGUUCUCCGGCUUUUUAGCCUGGAUAGCCAAGGACCUGGACCAGAUCUAUCCGUCCUUCAAGCUCACCGAGUGGUUCACUCCGCUUGGAGUCAAAAGAAUAGAGCUCUUGAACCAAGUUGCAGGAUCCCAAAUGGUGACGUUCGCCAUGUUUGGUCCUGAAGAGGCGCUCUUGCAGCCGAAUUGGCAUGAGACACCGUAUGCGCAUGAUUUCGAAAAACUAGCCAACCCUGGUAACUUGUACUUCAAGGGUCCGGUUCUUCUCGUUCACGGAACAGGGGACACGACGGUACCGUUCAACACGACCAAGUCUGUGGCUCUGGAGACAUGCAAGCAGUAUGCUGCGGAUUUGGAGUUUUUGGCGGUUCCUGAAGGAAGCCAUUUCUCUGCUAUGAGUGCGGCACGACAAACUUGGCUGCGCUGGGUUGAAGAUCGAUUCGAGCAUCGGCCUGUGGCCAAGCGUGGAUGCGUCGAAUCCCAGCUCGAUAGUCUUUUGCCGGUCGAGAAUUAUCAGGGGCUUGGUAACUCUUUCUUGCAGUGGGCUGGGGAGCCGAAGUGGGCGUAUGAGUUGCCGACUGCGCUGUAG
This is a messenger RNA of Aspergillus steynii IBT 23096, 1479 nucleotides long. Its product is annotated as putative secretory lipase. The record is from RefSeq and is a predicted model, not a curated record. The transcript has a single exon. Bases 1 to 1479 code for a protein of 492 amino acids. NCBI's taxonomy places the organism in Eukaryota, Fungi, Ascomycota, Eurotiomycetes, Eurotiales, Aspergillaceae. Gene Ontology annotation, molecular function: triacylglycerol lipase activity. Gene Ontology annotation, biological process: lipid catabolic process.